This is a messenger RNA of Miscanthus lutarioriparius, 540 nucleotides long. The record is from the annotation of a GenBank genome assembly. NCBI's taxonomy places the organism in Eukaryota, Viridiplantae, Streptophyta, Magnoliopsida, Poales, Poaceae.
AUGGCGCCACUCCUCUUCGUCCCCAACAAAACCUUCGCACCACCACCACCGGCACCGAUCCCCCGCGCUCGCCACCGCCUCGCGCCCAGACCCCCCUCCGCCGCGGCCUUCUUCCGCGGACUCUUUCCUACCAGGCCUCCGCCGGCGAAGGCCGACCUCCUCCGCCUCAUCGCCGACCAGGGUCGCGGCCUCGAGACGCAGUCUGACCCCUCCCGCCUCGCCGACAUCGUCUCCUGCAUCGACGCGCUCGCCGCCGUAUCCCCCGGAGCGGACACCGUCUCCGAAGCCGCCAAGCUCUCCGGAACCUGGCGCCUCCUCUGGACCACCGAGCAGGAGCAGCUCUUCAUUGUGCGUAACGCCCCAUUCUUCCGCACCGCCGCCGGCGACGUGCUCCAGGUCAUCGAUGUCCCCGGCGGCGCCCUUAACAACGUCAUCACGUUUCCUCCCUCAGGCGCGUUCGUUGUCAAUGGCGAAAUCGAGGUCCAGCCGCCCCAGCGAGUCAAUUUCAGGCAGGUUUUUGGUGCUUCAUUAGCAAUCUAG